GAAUGACAACAUUACAGUGUCUAUUAUCUCGGCUAAUCGAGUUUGACUGUUGCAGAGAGUGGGUGUUGAACUUGUACGUGACGAAAAUAGCUGACUGGAGCUUCAUCUUCCCUCACCGGAUUUGUUCAUACCAAGGGAAAAACAAAAGUGAAGUGAAUUGCUACAUAAUAGGACUUUGAAACCAAGACUAUUGAUCAAAUAGAAAAUGAAUAUAAUUUAACACGGUACUGUACUAUGAAAUAAUCAAAAGUGGCUCAAUAAUAAACAAAAUUAUUUGAAAUAGACAGUACAGGUACUUAGAUACAUUAAUUCACUAACAAAUGUUGAUAGCAACAUUAUAAACCUUGAAAUAGCCGAGUGAAUUAAAAGGCUGAAAGACUUGGCUGAAAACGCUGUACGAGAGGUUUAUAGACUGGCAGGAGUAUAUAUGCAACACACUACACGGCUCAGGUGUUGAGCGAGGGCCGGAGUGUGGGAGCCGGGGCCUGGGGAGCCGAUAUGUCCUACUGAGGCCCACCCAACACUUCACCAGAAGUGUGCUUAACGACUCGCUGGGUGGUGGCGGCAGCAGCUAGGAGGCAGGAAAGUGGCACAUCACUUGGGGCACUAUGUCACACCACAGUGAUGAAAAUGCCAUAUAUACCUCCACAGACUCCUUCUGGGAGGUGGGCAACUACAAACGAACAACGAAAAGAAUUGAAGAUGGAAAUAGACUAUGUGACGACUUGAUGAAAUUAGUGUCAGAAAGAGCAGAAAUUGAGAAAAUGUAUGCAAAGAGUCUUAAAGAAUGGGCAAAGAAGUGGAACAAUAUCAUAGAAAAAGGUCCUGAGUAUGGCACGACUGAGGCAGCAUGGAAAGGUGUAUUGAUGGAAGCCGAACAAAGAUGUGAUCUUCAUAUGCGAGUCAAAGAAAACCUUAUAAAUGAAGUACACAGUAAUGUUAAACAGUGGCAAAGGGAUAAUUAUCACAAGUCUAUGAUGGGGCAGCUAAAAGAGAAGAAAGAUAUUGAAGACAUGUUCAAAAAGGCACAGAAACCUUGGUCUAAGCUUUUUGAGAAGGUAAACAAGAGUCGAACAGAUUAUCACAAUGCUUGUAAAAGCGAACGGUCUGCACAGAACCAAGAAAGAAAUGCUGGAGGUGACUCUUCACUUUCUCCUGACCAGGAACAUAAGAAAAACAGCAUAAUAAUUAUGCACAACAAUAUGAAGGUGAAGAAACUUCAAGACAGGGUAUCCAAAGCCAAGGAAGAGGUGUCAAGAGGGCGGGAAAAAUAUGACGUAGUGCUUCAUGAAAUCUCCGAAUACAAUCCAAAGUAUAUAGAGGAAAUGACACAUGUGUUUGAGAAGGCUCAGGAAGCAGAAUCUAAGAGACUAAUCUUCUUCAAAGACAUGCUUUUUGCCACACACAAAUGCCUCAACAUAUCAAAUGAUCCAAGUUUGCCACGAAUCUAUGAAGAAUUCAACCACACAGUAGCAAAUGCUGAUUAUGAAAAAGAUCUUAAAUGGUGGAGCAACAACCAUGGAGUUAACAUGCCCAUGAACUGGCCAUCAUUUGAGGAAUAUUCAGAGGAAUUCCGCGACAUUAGCAGCAAAGCCAAGCGCAGUGGACAGAUCCCGGAGGGCAUCACUUUGCUGAACCAGCGCACCGUCUGCGAUGAUUUGCCAGAAUACACACCUGACCUUCAUCGUAUAAGUAAGAAGGCGCCUAAAGGAGCAGUGAGUGGAACGGGGGAUGUUACACUAACAUCUGUCAAAGGUCCUUCCAACCACACCUCGGCCACUUCAAAAUCUUCUGAUAACAACAGGAAUUCAGCUAUCAGCGAUCCACAGGAGUCUCAGGAUGCUUCUAAUCCUUUCGAUGAGGAGGAGGACCCACAUAGUCAAAACAAUGGUGUUAGUGGUGACGACGACGAGUGGGAUUACAGUGAUCGUAUGGUGGACCCCAACAAGCCAGGUGUGCCUGUCAGGGCACUCUAUGAUUAUGAAGGUGUCGAGGCAGAUGAAUUAUCAUUUAAAGUUGGUGAAGUGUUUGAAAAGCUGGAAGAUGAGGAUGAACAGGGCUGGUGUACAGGACGGAAGGAUGGACGCAUAGGUCUCUACCCAGCCAAUUAUGUAGAAUUUGCUUAAAAUCUUAUUCCUACAUUCAGUACUCAGUAUUCAUACCUGGUCAGAGGAUUGGGGCAAACUCAUCUAAAUUUAUGUACAGUAUAGUAGUUACGCCAUCAGACAAACUUUUAUAUUCGUAGAAUAUUCUGUUUAAGGGCUGUUCUAAGUGAUUGUCUUACCUCACAAAUUUAUAACAAAAUUACACAAGACAGAAGUAUAUUGAUUACUUACCACAAUAUCUUAUAUAUGUUCCUCAGUUUAUUCACCAUGGCAGUUAUUGAAUUAAUUAUGUAUACAUUUAAUUUGAUCUGCAUUUUUCCUGCUGCUUUUGAGGAGACAAUGCAGGCACAUCUAUGUAUAUUGUAUUUGCAACUAUUAACUGAGGGCAAUGCUGUACAGUUAAACCUUAAAAGUAAUAAAUCCUCAUGAAAGUGGGACUUGAGGUACAGUAACGUAAUGAUGAAGUGAUGAACUCUCCAGAACACUAUAAACUUGUAAACUUUCAGUGAAUUACAGUUUGCUUUUAUGCCUUGUUGAUACUCUAAUGAUGGGCUGCAAUUGUAGAUAGCAGUUAAUGCCACUGCAUCUUUAUUGUAGAAGCAGGGCUAUAGAAGCAACAGUGUCUGUAUGGUGUAGCAUAUCUUAGUAAUUUCACAUAAUAGAUACCUCUCUUGCUAUUCCCAAAAAUGGUUCUGUAUGAGGUAGUGCAUAUGAAAGGAAAUGCAUAUGUUAUGUGGUAACAUCUGCUGCAGUCAUUAUGAAUAUUAGGAGCCAUUAAAAUGUGUAUUUCUGUUACCCAAAUAUUUUAGGUUAUAAGAACUUCACAGCACUCUGUCAUACUAUUAAUUUUUUUUUUUAACAUUUUCGUGAUUAAAUUAAAUGACUUGCAUUGAAAAAAGCACACACAUUUAAACAAAAAUAUACAUAUAUUGCUUUUUACAAUUAUGUAAGUGUAUCAUGUAUUUUGAGUAACACUAUGUUUAAGGCCCUUAUGGGAAUAUUCAAAGAUGUCUGAAUGUAUAUUUGAUGACGGAUGUAAGCCAGGCAUUUGGUAAGUUUAGUAGAUGUACAGUAUAAUUGUUAGUGGGGAGGACAUGAGGUAGAAUGACACCAGAUGUUUGGAUGCCUCGCUGGCACUUUAUUAUACAACUCUGCAUUGCCCCGUUAUAUGGGGCAUGAGUUUAGAGUUUGCCGAGAGAAAACAAAGUUACCAAGGAAAGAUGACUGUGGGUAUAAGAGACCAUUGAAUGUUUAGAUUUGUGUUCUCAGUAAUGUCCUGGUAAUGCUGCAUAUAUAACGAAUGUACAUAGCACUUGUUUUAUUCCAGUAACUAAUGUGUACAUAAUGUUAUUUGCAUGGUGUAGGCCCUUCACUGUUAUGUAAUCACUAUGUUUCAGUGACCUUCUACAACUAUUUAUUUUGAUAGGAUACAUUCAUACAAAGAUUUCCACGUUAGCUUUAUAUCGGUGAAAUAAAGCAGGUGAUAUUCAUUUUUUUCUGUUGUUCUAUAAUAAAGAAAUUCAUAAAAAUUUAUGUGGUCAUCAAUAUAAGGGUCUGUGAUGAUUGUCCUUGUUAUUAUCCCAGGAGAGUUUAAUCUUAAUUGAAAUACAUUGGAUCAUCUUUCUUGUGUUUUAUAGUAUUCAUAUUAAUGAUGUUACCCUUUAUUAUUUUUGCUUCAGAUGUGAAAAUAUCAGCACUUGACAAAAAUAUAAGAAAAUAUAUAAUGUGAGAAUAGCUUUUCUUGUAAUUAGCAAGGCUGAAUGAAUAUAAAGAAUCAGAACUGAAAAGGGAGAUUUACAGCAAUUCCUUGAUGGAUUGUUGUCAGUCCUAUAAAUUUUGUAUUUAGUGAUGGAUGUUUCUUGAAAUUUAUUGUACUGAUCGUUAUAGGUCAUAUAAUGAAUGUACAGCUUGUUUGUUCCAGUUACUCCUUCAACUCAUGCUUGAGGCCUGUGUCAUUGCUUGGCUCUCAACAUUUUUGUUUCAUCUUGUGUGGUUUUAGACACAAAUUUUUACUGGCUGUACAAGGUAUGCAUAAUUAGUUUUCUGAAGUGUUUAUAAUAAUUAGCACUGUGGCAUUCUUUGGCAGUAAACCCAAUUAUCUUGAUAAUGACAACCAAGAUUUUAAUGAAUGAAUUCAUUACUGCUAAAUUUUAAGAAGUGGGGUUUAAAGCAGUGGCCUGGAGCUGUUUGUGUAGAGUUGUUGGUGAUGUGUAGACUGUUGGCAAGUCCAGGUGAUGUGUCUGAGUACUUGUCUGCUUCACUAUCACUUAAAUUAAGAUCAGGUAUUGUUUUAUAGGUAUCUGAAGGCGUCUAAUUUCUUUAAAGAGUUAUCUUAUUGUUGAACAUUCAUUAUAACUCGCUCAUUUCAGUAAUGCAUUGAAGAAUUAUAUGAAGAUGGUUGCAAAAGAAAAAUUAAAUUUCCAUCUAAAAUCUAGAACAAAAUCUUAAUCUGAAUAAUUAGCACCAAAAGUGUAGCAAACUUUUCUCUAUGUUGUUCCUAUAUAAAGAAUGAACAUAAGGAUACCUUUAUUUUCUUUUAUACUAGAAACCUUUGAGAUUGUUAAUCAAAACUGGGGACUAAAAAACACUAACUCCUCCUCAUGCAAACCAUAGCUCGGCAUUAGAGUAUAAUUUAGUAGGUUACAUACAGUACAUUGAACCAUUACCUGUGGUAGAUUGUGUGCUGUGAUUUGGGAUUGUCCUAAUUAAUGGAUGAGAAGGGACGAGUAUACCGUAUAGACUCUAUGACAAAUCAUGAUGAUUUGAUCACCUUCACCAGUCCUCUCCAAGCAUAUUUUUCUAUUGUCUUUAUAAAAUAGAUAGUUUUGUUUUCAUUUUUGGUUUAUAGUUAAAUUUUUUAAAUUUUUAGAUCCAUUAAUUUUGUAUGCCAUUUUUCUUGUACAUAUACUAAUUUUAGAAGACUGAUUUAUGAUAUAUUUCACUGCUCCUCUUCAUUGAAAUACUGUUUAUCUUCUAAUAACAAAUAUUAUGGGUCUUGCAGUGUUAGUGCAUAAAGAUACUAGUGUAAGUAACCACUGUAUAGCAAUAAGUCCCUAAUUUACAUUAAUAAAGUAUUUUAUAAACCAAAAUUUAAGUUGAUGGUUAACUACAGGACAGAGUUCAUGAUUUAGUAUAUUAUUUUGUGGUUUAUUAGUACAAGUGCCUGGUAUUAAUUGUUAAUUUUUAUUCAUCUGGUAGUGAAUAAAUUAUGUUUAAGAAAUAUUUGUUGAAUUAAAAUUUUAGUAGAGUAUUAACCAAUAUUUUUUUUCUUUUAAAGUUGAGAAAUGUGGUCUUUGAAAUCACUUCACCCAUUACAAGAAAAUAUAUUCAUCAGCAGCUGAUAGAUGAGUAAUUGCUAAAGAGAAUAGCUACUGUUAUUUGUUGAUUUUUUAACUGAUCUAGUUUAGUGAACCGUUUCAUUUUAUGAUUUAUACAAUACAGGUAUAAGGAACAAAAUAUACCCAUUUACCUUGUGAUUCUGAUUUAAAGUUCAAACUUCUUAAUAUUACUGUAAUUAAUAGCAUGUGUAAUAAUGUAAUUAUUUCAGCAACAAUUCUGUACCUGACAUCUUUUAAAAAUGUUUUCAUAGUCAUGAUACUCUUCAGAAUUAAAUCUUUAACUGUACAGUUCUUGUAAUAGAUGUAUAUGUUUCCCAGUUAAGAAUUUUGUUAAACAAAAAUCAAUAUCUUUACUAAUUGACAAUUUUUGGAUUAUAACCUUUAAUUUUAAUUUUGAGAAGCUUGUUUUCACUUGAAACUUCAAUUGUAAGGAUAUCAGUAUACAAGUUUAAUGGCCAAGCUUGACACAGACUUUCUUAUGACACUAAUACACCUUUUAUGUACAGAUCCCUAAAAUCUGCUCAAUAAUAGACUCCAAGAAACACCAAAAUGACUGUCAUCUCAAAUAAAUGAAUGUAUAGUAAUAUAUAUAUAUAA
This is a messenger RNA of Procambarus clarkii (red swamp crayfish), 6040 nucleotides long. The record is from RefSeq and is a predicted model, not a curated record. Lineage: Eukaryota; Metazoa; Arthropoda; Malacostraca; Decapoda; Cambaridae.